Symphalangus syndactylus (siamang) is the source of this 2933-nucleotide messenger RNA. RefSeq names its product myelin associated glycoprotein (gene MAG). Gene Ontology annotation, cellular component: plasma membrane. Lineage: Eukaryota; Metazoa; Chordata; Mammalia; Primates; Hylobatidae. Gene Ontology annotation, biological process: cell adhesion. The record is from RefSeq and is a predicted model, not a curated record. Gene Ontology annotation, molecular function: sialic acid binding.
CCCAAGGCAACCCACAGAGCAACAGGGUGCCAGGGGCUCGCUAGCUCCCACCCUGAGCCUUCCUGGCCCUGCUCAAAGCCCAGCCAGGAGUGCCUGACCCCUUUCUUACUCCCCACCUACCCUGAAAGCCCCCCUCAGGCUAAAGCACCCUCUCCCCGAGGGAACAGGACUCUUUUGUACCGGGGACCCGCUUCUGGUGAGGGUGCGGACACCAGGGGCCGUCUGUGGGGUGGGAGAGGGCGGCAGGAAUUCACGCGGCAUGUCGGGAAUGCUGAGACUGUGAAACCCAGUCAUUGAUGGCUCUGGGUCCCUGCCCGCCACCCCCAGGCCCCGGCCGUGGGACAUCUGCUCCCUCACUCCACUCGCCACACCCCUCAGUCUCACCCCCAUACCCCAAUGCGGUCGUUCCCCCUUCCCCCCCCACAGUUCUCCGACACCCCAGCUUGGAGGGAGUUGUUGCCAGACAGUGGCUUCGAGGCUGUGUGGGAGGGUCCCAGGCACAAUGGGAGGCCACAUGGGCAGCCUGACAACAGGUCACAACCCAUGCAGGAGAUACUGAGGCGGGGGUGGGUUGGGCGCCCCGAUCCCGCCCCCUUGCACCUGAGGGACUCUUGUUGCAGGUUGUCUGGCAGCUUCAGGUGGACCCAGAAGACGUCCCCAACUCAGGGAGAUUCAGUGAUCACUCACUCGCUGUACACAAUGAUAUUCCUCACGGCACUGCCUCUGUUCUGGAUUAUGAUUUCAGCUUCCCGAGGGGGUCACUGGGGUGCCUGGAUGCCCUCGUCCAUCUCGGCCUUCGAAGGCACGUGCGUCUCCAUCCCCUGCCGCUUUGACUUCCCGGAUGAGCUGCGGCCCGCAGUGGUGCAUGGUGUCUGGUACUUCAAUAGCCCCUACCCCAAGAACUACCCGCCGGUGGUCUUCAAGUCGCGCACCCAAGUAGUCCACGAGAGUUUCCAGGGCCGCAGCCGCCUCCUGGGGGACCUGGGCCUGCGAAACUGCACCCUCCUGCUCAGCAACGUCAGCCCCGAGCUGGGCGGGAAGUACUACUUCCGUGGGGACCUGGGCGGCUACAACCAGUACACCUUCUCAGAGCACAGCGUCCUGGAUAUUAUCAACACCCCCAACAUCGUGGUGCCCCCAGAGGUGGUGGCAGGCACGGAAGUGGAGGUCAGCUGCAUGGUGCCGGACAACUGCCCAGAGCUGCGCCCUGAGCUGAGCUGGCUGGGCCAUGAGGGGCUGGGGGAGCCCGCUGUGCUGGGCCGGCUGCGGGAGGACGAAGGCACCUGGGUGCAGGUGUCGCUGCUGCACUUCGUGCCCACGAGGGAGGCCAACGGCCACAGGCUGGGCUGCCAGGCCUCCUUCCCCAACACCACCCUGCAGUUCGAGGGCUACGCCAGCCUGGACGUCAAGUACCCCCCGGUGAUUGUGGAGAUGAACUCCUCGGUGGAGGCCAUCGAGGGCUCCCACGUGAGCCUGCUCUGUGGGGCUGACAGCAACCCCCCGCCUCUGCUGACCUGGAUGCGGGACGGGACAGUCCUCCGGGAGGCGGUGGCCGAGAGCCUGCUCCUGGAGCUGGAGGAGGUGACCCCCGCCGAGGACGGCGUCUAUGCCUGCCUGGCCGAGAAUGCCUAUGGCCAGGACAACCGCACCGUGGGGCUCAGUGUCAUGUAUGCACCCUGGAAGCCGACGGUGAACGGGACACUGGUGGCCGUAGAGGGGGAGACGGUCUCUAUCUUGUGCUCCACACAGAGCAACCCGGACCCUAUUCUCACCAUCUUCAAGGAGAAGCAGAUCCUGGCCACAGUCAUCUACGAGAGCGAGCUGCAGCUGGAGCUGCCAGCCGUGUCGCCCGAGGAUGAUGGAGAGUACUGGUGCGUGGCUGAGAACCAGUAUGGCCAGAGGGCCACCGCCUUCAACCUGUCUGUGGAGUUCGCCCCUGUGCUUCUCCUGGAGUCCCACUGCGCGGCAGCCCGAGACACGGUGCAGUGCCUGUGCGUGGUGAAGUCCAACCCGGAGCCGUCCGUGGCCUUUGAGCUGCCGUCGCGCAAUGUGACCGUGAACGAGAGCGAGCGGGAGUUCGUGUACUCGGAGCGCAGCGGCCUCGUGCUCACCAGCAUCCUCACGCUGCGGGGGCAGGCCCAGGCCCCGCCCCGCGUCAUCUGCACCGCGAGGAACCUCUAUGGCGCCAAGAGCCUGGAGCUGCCCUUCCAGGGAGCCCAUCGACUGAUGUGGGCCAAGAUCGGGCCUGUGGGCGCCGUGGUCGCCUUUGCCAUCCUGAUUGCCAUCGUCUGCUACAUUACCCAGACACGCAGGAAAAAGAACGUGACAGAGAGCCCCAGCUUCUCAGCAGGGGACAACCCUCCCGUCCUGUUCAGCAGCGACUUCCGCAUCUCUGGGGCACCAGAGAAGUACGAGAGCGAGAGGCGCCUGGGAUCUGAGAGGAGGCUGCUGGGCCUUCGGGGUGAACCCCCAGAGCUGGACCUGAGCUAUUCUCACUCGGACCUGGGGAAACGGCCCACCAAGGACAGCUACACGCUGACGGAAGAGCUAGCUGAGUAUGCUGAAAUCCGGGUCAAGUGAAGGAGCUGGGGGCAGCCUGCGUGGCUGACCCCCCUCAGGACCCUCGCUGGCCCCCACUGGCUGCGGGCUCCCUUCCUCCCAAAAGUAGCGGGGGCUGGGGCAGGAGGGGAAUGAGGCAGGUGACAGUGAGGUCCUGGGGGCCUGACCUCCCCCUCCUUCCCAGCUGCCCCUCCCUGCCAGCACCCCCACACCCUCAUUAAGGCUCCUCUCUAACCUCCUUUACCCUCAUCUGUCUGGAGGGGAGCUCUGUCUGUCCGUGUUAUUUAUUGCUACUUCCUGCCUGGUCUCCUGCCCCCACACCUGGCCCUGGGGCCUGUACAAAAGGGACAUGAAAUAAAUGCCCCGAAGCCAAA